AUGUUUUCUACAGGUGAAUGCACACUAUACUUCCUGGUGAACGUUUUAAAAGAUGUUCAAGAUACAAAUUUGAGAUUACAGAAAUAUUAUACAACAGGUGUUGAUUUACAUAGUAUAAUAACAAGUUUCAUUUGUAAAUUAAAUAAUCGGUUACAUGAAGAGUUUUUUGGUCAUAAGGUGAACGAGUUAUUGAAAAAAAUUCCACAUUCAAAUGAAGUAGACGAUUUAGUGGAAUCGUUUAGAUUAUUUAUUCAUUCGAUUAUCAACUAUAUUGAAAAGUAUUACCACGAACGUUCUUCGUUUUACAAAUCAAUAUCCAUUUUUAGUGAAACAGAUAUUGAUAAAAUCCAAUGGAGAAGUAUUGAACAAUGUGCUACAUUUAUUGAUAAUAAAAAAAUUGAUAAAGACCUAUUAUAUAAUGAGUUUAGUCAAAUAAAAUCAAAAUAUAUCGAAUUAAAAGAAAAAUUUGGUGGAAUUCAUAAGCAAAUAGAAGCAUUUAUUCCAUCAAAUUUAAUUGAAUUACAACAAGCUAAAAUAACGAACUAUGAUAAAACAGAUUUGCUCAAUGAAUUCGAUAAUCUUGAUCAUUCUGAUACUAACGAAGACAAUUGUGAUACUAGAUUUCACAAAGAUCAGAAGAAACGUCCGUUAAUCAGAUGUGAUCAUUUGGGGGCUUAUCUUCUUAAUGAUGAAAAUGUACCUCAUUUACAAAAAUUAGUUCAAUUUUCUUUUUCUGUACCUGCAUCAAAUGCCUUUUGUGAAUCUAUUUUUAGCCACAUGAAUUUUUGGGGAAUAAUAGUCGAAACAAAAUGA
This is a messenger RNA of Rotaria sp. Silwood2, 813 nucleotides long. NCBI's taxonomy places the organism in Eukaryota, Metazoa, Rotifera, Eurotatoria, Philodinida, Philodinidae. The record is from the annotation of a GenBank genome assembly.